Messenger RNA from Mangifera indica (mango), 2103 nucleotides. RefSeq names its product cyclin-dependent kinase E-1-like. Gene Ontology annotation, biological process: protein phosphorylation. Gene Ontology annotation, molecular function: ATP binding; RNA polymerase II CTD heptapeptide repeat kinase activity; cyclin-dependent protein serine/threonine kinase activity. The record is from RefSeq and is a predicted model, not a curated record. Lineage: Eukaryota; Viridiplantae; Streptophyta; Magnoliopsida; Sapindales; Anacardiaceae. The coding region runs from base 216 to 1658 and encodes 480 amino acids. Gene Ontology annotation, cellular component: mediator complex; nucleus. The transcript is spliced from 2 exons.
AAGAACAACGAGAGACUGAGUCUGGACUCGGCGACUCCCCAAAAGGCAUAAUAUAAUUUCUAAAUUGGUAUCGCAGUAAAAAUCUCGUAGCUUCAAGCAGCUUUGUGUGAUCUUCCCCUGUGUCCAAGUAUUCAUCAGGAGGCUGUAGCCACAAACACUGCUGGCAGAAAACCACGUGAAUAGUUUUAGACUGUCCAUGCUGUAGUGUGGAAAUCAUGGGAGAUGGCAACAACACCAAUAGCAGAGGUGUUACAACCAGUUCAGGUGCCUCCAACAACAACAGUAGUGAGAAGCCAGAGUGGCUGCAACGGUAUAAUCUUAUAGGGAAGAUUGGUGAAGGCACUUAUGGUCUUGUGUUUCUGGCAAGAAUUAAGUCUCAACGUGGAAAAUCAAUAGCCAUCAAGAAAUUUAAGCAAUCUAAAGAUGGUGAUGGUGUCUCCCCCACUGCCAUCCGUGAAAUAAUGUUGCUUCGGGAGAUUAAUCAUGAGAAUGUAGUGAAGCUUGUCAAUGUGCACAUUAACCAUGCCGACAUGUCAUUGUACCUGGCAUUUGAUUAUGCUGAGUAUGACCUCUACGAAAUCAUUAGACACCACAGGGAUAAGGUUAAUCAGACUAUCAAUCAGUACACUGUGAAAUCAUUGCUCUGGCAGCUGUUGAAUGGACUGAAUUACCUCCAUAGUAAUUGGAUAAUACAUCGAGACCUUAAGCCAUCAAAUAUCUUGGUUAUGGGUGAAGGAGAGGAACAAGGGGUAGUAAAAAUUGCAGAUUUUGGACUUGCAAGAAUUUAUCAAGCUCCUCUCAAGUUCUUAUCUGAAAAUGGGGUUGUGGUAACCAUUUGGUAUCGUGCCCCUGAGCUGCUUCUUGGUGCAAAACACUAUACAAGUGCCGUUGAUAUGUGGGCUGUGGGAUGCAUUUUUGCUGAGCUUUUGACUUUGAAGCCUCUGUUUCAAGGGGCAGAAGCCAAAACCACUCAAAACCCUUUCCAGCUUGAUCAACUUGAUAAGAUAUUCAAGAUCUUAGGGCAUCCAACACCAGAAAAGUGGCCAACUCUUGCAAGUCUUCCCCACUGGCAAUCAGAUUCACAGCAUAUUCAAGGACAUAAAUAUGAGAGUAAUGGACUUUAUAAUGUUGUUCAUCUCCCUCCAAAAAGUCCUGCAUAUGACCUUCUAUCUAAGAUGCUUGAGUAUGAUCCCCGAAAGCGAAUAACUGCUGCACAAGCUCUGGAGCACGAAUAUUUUAAGAUGGAACCUCUACCAGGGCGCAAUGCACUGGUUUCAUCACAGCCUGGGGACAAAGUUGUGAAUUAUCCUACUCGUCCUGUGGACUCAAAUACGGAUUUUGAAGGGACAGCAAGCCUUCAACCUCCCCAGCCAGUGUCAAAUACGAAUGCUAUCCCUGGGAACAUGGCAGGGCCUCAUGCUGUUCCAAAUAGAUCUGUUCCUCGACCAAUGCCUGGAAUUGGCAUGCAAAGGAUGCAACCUCAGGGUAUGAUGGGAUACAAUUUCCCUGCUCAGGCAGCAGCAAGUGGAAUGAAUCCAGGUGGCAUGCCUAUGCAGCGGGGUAUUGCUACCCAGGCCCAUCAGCAGCAACAGUUACGGAGAAGAGAUCAAGGAACAGGAAUGCCUGGAUACACUCCACAACAGAGAAGACGCCAAUGAGCAAACGACAUUUAAUUCAGUGUCCCAAUCAGAUGAUUUCUGCAAAACACAAUGACUUAAAGGAUCUGGACAGGCUUAACAGACUGAAUCAACCCAAGAAAGAUUGGGGUUUUCUGAGCAGUAGACAUGCUGCUUGUAGAUAUGCCUUUUCUCUCAGGACUCAGUGAUCCAUGUGUGGCUGGAAAGAAUCUUAGAGUGUAUACUCAUGACGAGGAAUUGCAGCUGACUAACCGACCCUGACAGGAAAACAUCAAUGAAGAUUCUUAUUCUCGCAGGGAUAUUGUCAUUUUUGUGACUCUGAAAGUGCUUGGGGAUAAGAAAAAGAUUGAAAGUUGUAGGGAUGUGUUUGUACUUGUAACUCUACCUGUGACUCUGUGUGAGUUCAUGUAUCGUCUUUUGAUAUUAAGUUUAUUGAAUUUAAUCGGACUUGGUCAUUUAAAAUUAA